AUGUCCUCGUCAAAUUUAGCGGUGCUUAAUGCUCUUGACAAUGCUAGGAUACAAUUGUACCAUGUCACUGCGAUUAUCAUCGCAGGCAUGGGAUUUUUCACCGAUGCUUAUGAUCUUUUUUGCAUCUCCACCGUGUCGAAACUCCUCGGUCGCCUCUAUUACUAUGAUCCAAUUACAGGAAAUCCAGGAAAGCUUCCAACAAAUGUCAACAACGUGGUUACUGGUGUAGCCCUAGUUGGUACACUAAGUGGCCAACUAGUCUUUGGUUGGGCUGGUGACAAACUAGGCCGCAAAAAGGUUUAUGGUGUCACUUUGAUUAUCAUGGUCAUCUGUGCUAUUGGCUCAGGCAUAUCCUUUGGAUCAUCAGCCAAAUCUGUGAUUGGCACACUUUGUUUCUUCAGAUUUUGGCUAGGGUUUGGCAUUGGUGGUGAUUAUCCACUUUCCGCGACGAUAAUGUCUGAGUAUGCAAACAAGAAAACUCGUGGGAAAUUUAUAGCUGCUGUGUUUGCUAUGCAAGGAGUAGGAAUUAUUUUCGCCGGGCUAGUGUCAAUGAUUCUUUCUAAGAUUUUUCUCUCUCGUUAUCAUGCUGUGCCGUUUAGCAAAGAUCCUAUAUUGUCUACGCAACCUCAGGCGGAUUUUCUUUGGAGAAUUGUGCUAAUGCUUGGUGCUUUGCCCGCCAUGUUAACAUUCUUUUGGCGGAUGAAGAUGCCCGAAAGCGGUCGUUACACCGCUCUAAUUGAAGGGAAUGCUAAAAAAGCCGCAGCCGAUAUGGGAAGAGUUCUUGAUAUUGAUAUCCAAGAAGAAUCAGACAAGUUGUCCGAGAUCAGGGCCUCAAACAAUUACGAGCUACUAUCCUGGGAGUUCUUUGAUCGGCAUGGAUAUCACUUGAUAGGUACAAUGAGCACAUGGUUCUUGUUGGAUAUAGCAUUCUAUAGCCAAAAUUUAACACAAAAGGACAUAUUUCCAGCUAUGGGAUUAACGAAACAAGCUGCUGAUCUUAGUGCUUUAGAGGAAGUCUACGAGACAUCUUGUGCCAUGUUCAUCGUUGCAUUGCUUGGCACAUUCCCUGGUUACUGGUUCACCGUCUUGUUCAUUGAAAGUCUAGGCCGGUUUUUUAUCCAGGUCAUGGGGUUUAUCAUGAUGUCAAGCUUCAUGCUGCUUAUGGGAGUUUUCUAUGAUAGUCUUAAAGAACAUAAGUGGCUAUUUGCACUUCUCUACGGCCUAACAUUUUUCUUUGCCAAUUUCGGUCCGAAUAGCACAACGUUUGUGCUUCCCGCAGAGUUGUUUCCAACCCGACUCAGAUCAACUUGCCACGCAUUGAGCGCCGCGGCCGGAAAGGCUGGAGCCAUGAUUGGGGCAUUUGUGGUUCAAACAUAUACUUUGGAUGGGGAUGUUACCAAAAUAAAGCGUGCUUUGUUGGCUCUGUCCUUCACCAAUAUUCUAGGGGCUUGUUUCACGUUCUUCCUGUCGGAGACCAAAGGGAAGUCUUUGGAGGAGAUAUCCGGCGAAGAUGGUGGUCAGAAUAUAUAG
Molecule: messenger RNA, 1530 nt
Organism: Populus nigra (black poplar)
Lineage: Eukaryota; Viridiplantae; Streptophyta; Magnoliopsida; Malpighiales; Salicaceae
Product: low affinity inorganic phosphate transporter 4-like
Exons: 1
Coding region: 1-1530 (509 amino acids)
Biological process (GO): transmembrane transport
Cellular component (GO): membrane
Molecular function (GO): transmembrane transporter activity
Source: RefSeq, a predicted model, not a curated record